AUGGUAAAUACUAAGGUGACCCCCAAGAAGUCUAAAGAGAUAUGUCCAGUGUGCUUCAAAGAAGUUGCAGGGAAAGAUGCCUGGACAGCUCAUGUUAUAAAGUGUGCCGGCAGCAUGUUGGUUUGUGAAAAAUGUCGUGUGUCCUUUAAGAAGAAGGAAUAUUUGGCAAAACACAUGGGAUUGAAACAUUCAGAGAUCGAUCUGUCCAAGGAGUCUGAGAAAGACAUUCCAAGUCCUAGCAGCUCACCGACGAAUGAUACUGACAGUGAAAGUGACUGGGAUGAAGAUCCAGAGGUACGGUUGGAGGAGACUCCAAGAGACGAGAAACCUCAAACUGAAACAAAUGACCUGAUGACUGGACGUAUCUACAGGAAACGCACUAUGCCCAGCCCUGUACAGUCUCCCAGAAAAUUCAUCUGCAGGACGGAAGUGCAUCCUAUUCCAGGUGUCGUGACCGUUGAGACACAGACAGAUACUGUUGUAAGUGGUAUGGCAGACAAGAGUACCCAAACAGCUGGAUACCGGAAGCGAGUAAAGGAGGUUACCAUAACCAAGUAUCAUGAGAACGGCAGAAGCGUAGAGAAUAUCGUGGAGAGAGAGGAGUUUUACAAUAUAUAA
Messenger RNA from Magallana angulata, 618 nucleotides. RefSeq lists its product as uncharacterized. The coding region runs from base 1 to 618 and encodes 205 amino acids. Lineage: Eukaryota; Metazoa; Mollusca; Bivalvia; Ostreida; Ostreidae. The transcript has a single exon. The record is from RefSeq and is a predicted model, not a curated record.